Messenger RNA from Endocarpon pusillum Z07020, 789 nucleotides. RefSeq lists its product as uncharacterized. The record is from RefSeq and is a predicted model, not a curated record. The transcript has a single exon. Lineage: Eukaryota; Fungi; Ascomycota; Eurotiomycetes; Verrucariales; Verrucariaceae. Bases 1 to 789 code for a protein of 262 amino acids.
AUGGCCCAGCCAGCCACCACCGCAGCCACCAAUACUAGUACCACUAAGCCCACCAUCGUCCUCACCCACGGCAUCUGGCACUCGCCACUCACAUACAGCAAAUUCACCAGCGCGCUCCGAGCCGCGGGCUACGAUGUCCACGUCCCCUUCCUGCCCUCCUGCACCGGGGCGCGUCCCCCCAAGGCCAGUCUCCCCGAGGACACGCAACUGGUGCGGCGGCUCGUCGAGAUGCUGUGCGACCAGGGCCGCACCGUCAUCAUGGUCAUGCACUCCUACGGCGGGGUGGUGGGCUGCAACGCGCUGAAGGGGCUGGGCGCCAAAAAGGGCGGCGGCGUCGCCCAUCUCGUCGCCGUGGCCGCGCACCUCCACCCCGUCGGCUUCGGCAUCCUCGACCUGGUGCGCGAGAUGGGCAACAAGGACCUCAUCCCCGUCGCCUUCGACAUCGCGCCCGACGGCAGCUGCAUGUCCAAGAACGUGCGCGCGUCGCUGUUCAACGACCUGGCCAACGAGGCCGAGGCCAACGCCCUCAUGCGCACCCUGUCGCGCGCCAACCUGGACUGCAUGGAGGCCAAGGUGCAGUUUGAGGCCUGGAAGCACAUUCCCCUCACCUAUGUGCAUACCACGGCCGACAUGACUCUGCCGCCGCAUUAUCAGAAGCGCAUCUUGGAGAAGAUGGAGAAGGCGAAGGUCAAGGCGAAGGUGGUGGAGAUGGAUUCGGGGCACUCACCCUAUGUGACCAAGACGGACGAGCUGGUUGCGCUUGUUGAGAAGGUGGCCGCGCAUCCAUAG